Messenger RNA from Thlaspi arvense, 243 nucleotides. Lineage: Eukaryota; Viridiplantae; Streptophyta; Magnoliopsida; Brassicales; Brassicaceae. The record is from the annotation of a GenBank genome assembly.
AUGAGAGCUAUGCUGGUUGUGGCAAUGCUCAUUGUUUGCAUAUUUUUUAGCCGCAGCAACUGUGAAAAGAAGAGAUAUAUCCGCUAUCCAGCAAUUCAUCGUCGUGGUGAUGGUGCAGCAGGUUGUAACCCUAAAUAUCGCUCGACUUGCACGCCAAAGCUCCCGUCACAUCCAUAUAGUCGAGGAUGUACUACAGCUACUAAGUGUCGUCGUACUCCUCCGAUUAGGGCUUCGAUAAUUUAA